AAGAAAGUAUUCAGGAUAUUUGGGAAAGGUACAGUGAUGUUUUAAUGGACUAUCAGAUCGAUUUCUCAUUAUUGAUAUGGCAACGUCAAGUAAAGGAAAAUCAUCGCUAACGAGAGAACGUUAUGACAAGUCUAACAGAAGCUAUGUGGUCUUUGUUGGUUCCCUGCUCAUUCAUUUCAUAGCCAUGGCAAUGCCUUCUGCGAUGCUGGGGAUCGUCUAUGUUGACGUCAUCAGAGAAUUUAAAGCAGAUGCCUCAUGGGCGGCCUUAAUGCAGUCGUUGUAUCGCGGGAUCGUCUUUGGAGGAGGAGUGGUAGCGGAACUUGUUAUCAGACGAGUAGGGGAAUUCCCGUGUAUGAUGGCUGGGUCAUUGUUAGGAAGCCUUAGUUUUCUAGCAGCAGCAUUUGCAGAAAAUGUGACCACAAUUGUUCUUCUCAUUGGAGUUGGUGGAGGAUGCGGAUUUGUGUUUCCAGUAUUCUUGUCUUACGUCAAUGUCAGACGAGCAUUUUAUGGUGAUUCCUCUGCUGCCAAGUUUCUUACAUCUAUUACCAUUGGAGCUGGAAUGGGGUUCUUAGUUACUCCCUACAUGAUUGAGUUUUUCCUCAGGGAAUUUGGAUGGCGAGGAACAUUCAUGAUAGCUGGUGGAAUAUUCUUUCAUCUUGUACUGAUUGGGGUAGCAGUGAAAUUAAAUUUACCGCCAUUAGAGGAUCCCACUGAGUCUAAGGAUUUCAAAUGGAGGGACCAAGUUGCCGUUUUCAAAAAGAGGGGGUUUUCAGUAUACAUGUUCGAUGUUUUUCUCUUCGGCAUGUUUGGUUUUGCUGAGUCAUGGUUUCUUCCGGAUUUCCUCGUCUCAAACAAUUAUACCAAAGAAGAUGCUGUGUUGUUACUUACAGUGAGCGGCGUAUUUAAUCUGGCUGGACGAAUACUCGCGGUACCUCUUUCAUCCUUCUUUAGUCGACCUAAGAUACUGUACCAUUGGAGCUACAUUUGCCUAGCCUUGGCUCUCAGUCAUGCUCUAUACCCAUUUUUCCUUCAGUCCUACCCUGUCCUUAUAGUCGCCUCUGGACUAUACGGCAUUUGCUUCGGAGUACUCUUUUCUCAAGGAGGACCCAUUGUUCUUCAAUCACUCCCCUUGGAUCUUUAUCCGAUAGGAAUGGCAACGGACUUAACAUUUUAUGGAGUUUCUUCGGCAUUUGGUGGAUACAUUGGUGGAUUUAUUCGGGAUAUCACAGGUGGAUAUGAUGGUGUCUUUUACGUGGCGUCGAUAUCGUCCAUUAUUUGUUCUUUUGCAUCACUUCUUUUAAUUCCCAUGGACAAACUUUAUAAGAAGAAAGAUGGUGAAAACGUUCACAAAAACCCUUUUUCGAUAAUAUCACACCUGUAAUACCUUAAACUUAAAAUUUUCACAACGCGGUAACAAUACUGACACGACUUGGCUGUAACUACAUUCAGAAAAUAAAAAGAGGUUCCACAA
Messenger RNA from Ostrea edulis (European flat oyster), 1471 nucleotides. Its product is annotated as monocarboxylate transporter 2-like. The transcript is spliced from 7 exons. Gene Ontology annotation, molecular function: monocarboxylic acid transmembrane transporter activity. Lineage: Eukaryota; Metazoa; Mollusca; Bivalvia; Ostreida; Ostreidae. The coding region runs from base 77 to 1381 and encodes 434 amino acids. Gene Ontology annotation, biological process: transmembrane transport. The record is from RefSeq and is a predicted model, not a curated record.